This is a messenger RNA of Paecilomyces variotii, 1055 nucleotides long. RefSeq lists its product as hypothetical. NCBI's taxonomy places the organism in Eukaryota, Fungi, Ascomycota, Eurotiomycetes, Eurotiales, Thermoascaceae. The coding region runs from base 122 to 787 and encodes 221 amino acids. Gene Ontology annotation, molecular function: zinc ion binding; DNA-binding transcription factor activity, RNA polymerase II-specific. Gene Ontology annotation, biological process: regulation of DNA-templated transcription. The record is from RefSeq and is a predicted model, not a curated record. The transcript has 3 exons.
GGAAAGACUAAAAAGGUGUUGAAGUCUAUCGAUUAUUCGCCUUCAUUCAGACAUAGUUAACUAGCCACUGUGUUGAGCUGCCAAAUACCUUAAUUCUAAACUAGUCACCAACCCGUGGGAUAUGGACCAGCGAAAGACCCCAAGACCCGGCAACUCGGAAUCAGGCAAAGCCAAAUAUCGCCCUCAGCAAUCCUGUCUUAGAUGUAGGGAAAGAAAAGUUAAAUGUGACCGAGCAAAGCCGUGCGGUGCAUGCUGCGCCCGCGGCUUGGAAUCUGAAUGCCAAUAUACCACGAACAGUGAGGAGCGUUUCCAGAUAGGCCAGGCGGAAACGAUCGAAAAUCUCCGGAGACAGGUCAGAGAACUGAGAAAGCUUCUGAGGGAGACGCAGCCACCUGGAGAGUCGGGCAGUAGCGGAGAUCUCCAAGUGGAAGUUUAUAGACCGUUUGGAGCAUCCGAAGUUCAAGCCUCACAUGCGGCAGCGGCUUCUGACUCUCCGGGACUUGUCCCUCAGUCGAGAGCAGAAUCUGCAGAUACUUUCCAGAAUCCAGGCAGCACUGGAAAUGUCCCGAUUGGAUUCGCGUAUGACCAACCCAUUGCACCUGCUAAUAGCACUGCUGGCAUCCUCUCAGACCCAGAACGCUGGAAAGGAAAGACGGUAAUACUACAAGAGAUUCUGGAUACGAUCAGCGCCUGCGACGACAGUCGAAUCUCGCCGUUGAUCCAUAUUAUUCGAACAAGUCCUACGCCAGAAGAUGCCUUUAUGUCGAUAUACCAGAGCAUCCAAUAGAUGCAUACGUACAUACAUAUAUAGCACGUUUCGAUUUCUUUGCCCGUUCAGACUUUGCCUGCUUCAAGAGCCAAUCUGUCAAUACCCUUAGCUGCGUUUGAUACCAUCUUGCCAUCUAUCUUGUUGCACAGUCUUGGUGGACAGAGACCUGUGCGUAGAUAGCCGUGGCCGCGUGUUAUGAUGAUUUGACGUUCGUUCUGCGGGCAAUGAUGGUUACACUAUAUCUUUUGGUACCGGAUACUAUCUAGUGAGUCUUGACUACAUUUGC